Molecule: messenger RNA, 1806 nt
Organism: Daldinia caldariorum
Lineage: Eukaryota; Fungi; Ascomycota; Sordariomycetes; Xylariales; Hypoxylaceae
Exons: 4
Coding region: 411-1673 (420 amino acids)
Biological process (GO): ubiquitin-dependent protein catabolic process
Cellular component (GO): cytoplasm
Molecular function (GO): ubiquitin binding; ubiquitin conjugating enzyme binding
Source: RefSeq, a predicted model, not a curated record
GUCGCAACUCCUAUUGAAAGUUACCUAGACUUAUUGCCCCUCAGAUUGGCGGAGAUACAUUAGGUAGGUAGUGUAUAUCUUACAUAGGUAUACCUUAUUAGUAGGUACAUGUAUCAUAUGCGCAUGAACCCGUAACUACCUACCUACAUGUACCUAACCUACAUAAGGUAGCUGGUAUAUUUUAUUUUGUUUUAUUUUAACUCUCCUGUUUUACACUUAGUUGCGCUUAAUCAGGCAAAUGUUAUUUUAUCCUUUUUUGUUUUCUACUCCUCUGUUCCUCCUCUUUUUCCUCCUCCUCCUUCAAACGAUAGCUCUUUUUCAUUGCUAUUUUACAAAUAAUUGUCUAUCAAGUCGUAUCCACCUCCUAUCCACAUCACAUAUCUCUCUCCUAUACCUUGCUUGAUCCAAAUAUGUCGGCCCCAACUGAUACGACCAAGGCCAGUCCAGCGCCUGAAUCUCCGACCACCGUACGCCCAUUCGAAAUGGACGACGAUGAUAUUCAAGAGACGGGCGUUCUAGGCGAUGAUAAUGCCCAUCAGACUACUGCGACUUCGACGGCUGUCCAACCAUCCGCAACUAGCGAAGAAACCGCACCGCCGAAGCCUCCUCGUCCGCUUACCGAGCGACAGAAGAAUGAGUUAAUUCUCAAGGAGGCCUUUCCAAGCAUCGAAUUACCGGUCAUCAAAGCCGUCUUGACUGCAAGCGGUGGUCAGAUCGAUCCAGCCUUCAAUGCUCUAUUAGGCAUGAGCGAUCCAGAUGCUGCUCAGAACGAACCCGCGCACGAGGCUGCCCCUCCGCCUCAACCUCCGCGACCUGCUGGGGCUAGAAGUCCGAUGUCGCAAAUAGAGGCAGACGAGCUCUACGCCCGAGAACUUACUCAAUAUUACGAGAGCGCUGGUGCCUACGAAGCAAGGACAACGAAUCAGGGUCCCGGCGGCCAAUAUCGCAGCCAGGCAACGGGCCUGAAGCCCAAUGAGAUGUAUGACCGAGACCACAGCUUCAUCGACGAUGAACUACCCAUUAUCAAAGAAAACCUCCGUAAAGGCUUCCUCGAGACUCAGACAAAGGUCAACUCCUGGUUUACCAACUUGAAGAAGAAGAUCGACGGCGAAUACGAUGAGAACGAGGAUGAAACGCAGCCCUCGAAACAUCAGCGCCAGACUUUUGGUAGACGUAGCGGAGAAGGCUCACGGAGAAGUGCGGACUACCAUCGCUACGACGCCGAUCCACAAGUUCUGAGCGAUGACUUCGCAGGGAUGAGGCUUCGCCCAGAUAGUAGGCCAUCUCAAGAUCGACCAUCAAGCAACCCAAGCAUAUACAGACCGUCGCCGUCUACAUCUCCUAGACCAGAGGGUCGCAAAGUUGCGUUCAAGGAAGGAGUAGAAGAUAUUGACCAGUAUAACGCCUCUCCAAGAAUCCCGCCCAAAGACAGCAGCUCAACUCCACCUCCCGGCAAGCAGAGCAAAUGGCAACCUUUAUCUACAAUUGAACCCAAUCCGAUUACAGAUAAUGACCCUUUUAGCCUCGGCGACAGCGAGGAUGAGAAGGACACGAAAGAGAGGAAUGGCGGAGGGAUUAAGAUGGAAGACACGGAAAGACUCAAGCAAGCCACAGCAGAUGCUAUGGCUGACAGCUUGGUUGGUGGCUCUGGUAAGACGAGUGGUAAGGAUUAGCUGAGGGCUGGCCAGGUCUAGUUGAUCAUUGCAAGUUGGGUGAUGACCGGAGAGCGAUAGGGAUAAUGUUGAAUGAUGCUGAUUGAUUACGUCCUGCGCGGCUAGGCUUAAAGCUAUGUGUUACAUUGACCUU